Molecule: messenger RNA, 5729 nt
Organism: Wasmannia auropunctata (little fire ant)
Lineage: Eukaryota; Metazoa; Arthropoda; Insecta; Hymenoptera; Formicidae
Exons: 3
Coding region: 3537-4772 (411 amino acids)
Source: RefSeq, a predicted model, not a curated record
AGUAACGUAUGCAAAAUACGUACCGGUAGAUCGAACGCGAGUAUUAAUAUGCGAUUACAUAACAAAACCUUUUUCUAUGUUUGUUUCGGUAAGGUAAGUAAAUAAAUAACGCACGAUUGGCGCGUAAGCUUUCACGCUAGUCGAAAAAAAAAAAACGUCGAAUUUAAGACAAACGUGGAUUAUAUAAUAACUAUUGUAUCAACAUUGAUGUGUCAAUCCGUGCAAAAACAGUCAUUCUGAUUAAACGCGAGAAAAUUUUGGCGCGUGUUUUUUUUUUCGCGAUUUCGUGACGUGACAAAAGAUUUAAUUGCCAUUCGAAAUAAACAUCGAUACGUGAGACAGCAGUUACAUAACAGGCAAAAAUCCUAAUAUUUCUCUUGUUUAUCUUGCACUAAUAAUAGCUCUAUAAUAUCUAAACUACACGAUCUACUUGUUCAAGCGACACGAAGGUCAAAGUGAUAUCGUAUAAUCAGGGUAUUGAUAUCAAAUGAAAAUCAAGGACAGACCUAAACUCGAAUGAUAAGAAUUGGCGAGCGGCUAACGCGUGCAUGAAUAGUGAAUGCAGAUGUGAUUUUAAUAUGAAACACGUCUUUCAAGCCUCGUCUGCGAACGUGCCUAGCAUGUUCGACGUUAAAACUCAAUCCUCAUCUUACGCUGCUUUGGUCGUUUUUGAGCAAAAGAAAAACACCGCGAUAAGCCUUCCUUGUUUUUAGGAUCAUUGUUUUGGGGACCAUUGUUUUAGCUCUUGACAAGCUCUUGCACGUUGAAUAGAACAAGAAACAUCUUCUACCUUGAAGAGUCUUAAUGCCGAUUAAAUUAUUCUGCCGUACAUAAAUGGUUUAAUACACGUCACACGUAGCCUUAGGAGUUUCCUAAUAAAGCCACUAAUAGCCUGAGAUUCUCAAAACUAUUGGACACAAGUCGAUAUAUCAAUUCUUGCCGCGUGAGAUUACACUACAGUCUUAGGCUUUACGAGGAAAAUCAGCAUAUUGUCAACGGUAUCGACGCUAAUAUAAUACGCUUCCGAGUUCUCAGCUCUAUAAACUACGCUGUAUGCGCAGCUGCUGAGUUCGUGUCUGGCAUGCAAGUCCUUCUUGCGAUUUGAAUUAAUUCACGACACUCGCUUAUUGUUAAGCCACGAUUGUGUCAUCUCGAUCGCGCAGUCAUUUAUGCACGUAAAAUGGCGAUGCAAUAGUCAAGUCGGUUAAUAUCAAGAAGAGUAAAUAAAGAUCGCGAAAAAGUAUCGAUAAAUAUUCUUUCUGUCUCGAUAAUACCUCAAUAAUUUGACAUAUUAUAUUAAAUGUACAUUUUUUAGGAAAAUUGAGUGACAGUUGUUUGCUAUUUGAAAAAUUACUAAAUUGCCUCCAAUUAUAUUAAUUCGGGAAAUACAUAAAUAUGCAUCAGACUUAUAUUUACAAGUCAAGAAUAAUAUUUAGAGAUAUCGCGCUCUUCUAUUCUGCUUUAAUUAAAAUUUUAAAAAUUUUCAUUCAAGCUACUUGAAUGUUAUAAAGAUAUUUCUCACACUGAACGUUGAAACAAUGUCAAUAGAAAUUGUGUGCAAUGAAAUUUUCGCUAGGAACUCCGGAUUAGUCAAUGAACCCGAAGAUGGAAGAAAGUGUGGGAAAUCUGGAACAAAUCCACGUGCGUAAAGUUAAAUAAUACUACGCAUUCAGCAGAGAGCAAAUCAAUGUAUCUUUCGUGGGAUGAGAACCUGGAAGAUAAUUUAACGAACCGAACAGCUUCCGCAUUAGGAACGCAUUUGCAUACGCGUGGUAUAGAAACGUGAUUAAGCCUAUUGGCGAGAAAUAAUCAUCAACAGCCACAACGCAUGAUUAUGUGAUUAUUGACCGAUUAUGACAUAAUAAUGUUCAGAAAAAAGAAGAGACACGCAUUACCUCAAGUUUUCCCUGUCUUUUUUCGUCCGUCUCAUUCAACUUCCUCGUAUAUUACGAGUGCCUUCUAGUAACUUAUUAAUUAUUUUUAAAUUCAUCAGUUUAAAAAGGGAUUCAUCUAUAACAGACUUUUAUUCUCUUAUUAUUUAGUUUCGAAUAAUAGAACGAAAAGCAUGCUACGUAACGAUUCCCUGAAAAUACAUCGAAUUGAUGGAUCCUCGCAAAUAUAGGGAUAUAGGUCAUGGAUAUCCCGAGUGAUUUUUGAUGUUCAAACUUACGGUACCUUCAAUAUUGGUCAGAUAUAGAUAUAUAACUGGAAGAGAUAUAAAAUAAAAGGCUGAGUAAUAUUCCUAAUGUAAUCAUAUACGAUAAUUACAAAAUUAUUUGAACACUUCUACACGGCGUAUUAAUCACUUGCGUUUUUACUAAUUAUUUUUUCUCCUAGUUAGGUAAUAUUUUUACACACAUCGUAAUAUACCAAUACUUUGGAAGAUGUUUAGGUUAGUAACGAAAAAAAAGGAAUAUCCAUAAAGUGGAAGUAAAUAAGAGAUCUUUAUUCGCAAACAAUUUCCAAAAAUAAAUUUGUGUUACUGCCAGAAAUAAAACGUCACGUAACGUUGCAUUCGUAACUGUGUCGUCGCAGUCACGGAGUCAUUCGAGCAAUUAUACAGGGCACUGAAGUAAUUGAAUGUCUCAAUACGACGAACUAUAAAAGUCUUGAAUGACUAUUAUCUUUCGACAUUUAUUCGCUAAUCGUCGAAAGGAAAAACGUAAACAACCGAACGUUAUCUACGAUGAUAAGUAUCGGAGCCAAGAAUUACAGUGACGUGUGCAGAUAGCGUGACAUUAACAAAAUUGCAAUUGCAAAUUCUAGAAAAGUUCACGCACUUUAGGGGUAAUUUAGUCACGGACGAACUCGUUGACAUCGUUUCUGCAACAUUUAUCUUUAACACUCAAAGUUUCUCGUGUCGCGGAGUGCACUAUAAAUAGGUAAUGCACACGCUCUUCGGCCGCGAUAGUCGAUUAAUCUCAGCCAGAAAGGCUCCAAUUGAGUUUCUAUCGGUUUACUUGCAUCCAUGUAAGUGCAAAAUAACGACGUUCGCGUUCUGCUUUCUGUACUCACACUGAUCGUAUAUCGAGCGCCACGUCAUUUAUUCGUCGACAAAAAUCGAGCCGUUAUGAUCUGUUUUCCCCGAUGUCGUUGCAUUUCGCAGUUGCAUGUUACGCGCUACAGGCGAUAAGGAAAACGAUUGGCUUAUCUACGAAUUGAAUUUACAUGAACGAGUCAUAUAGCCGGCGAGGAGCCUACCGACAGUUCUCUCCCUACUAUGAUAUAAAAUAGCGACGCUUCACAACGUAAUGACAGUUAAUGCCGGAACAUUUACGCGAGCGAACGUUACGAAGUAAAAAAACGCAUAUACGUCCUUAUCGAUAAAACACAAAGCUGACUGUAACCGAGUUAACGAUAAGGUGAUUUUUGCUUUCGACUGGAGAUCGGUGCCACGAGGAUAUCUACGCGAUAACAUUUAAAGCUUUAUAAAGUUAGCCCCGAGAUACAUGACAUUGGUGACUUAAACAACAUCCAAUCUACGUAAAAGAAGACUUAACCCCAGUUUCCAAGAAAUCCCGUAGCAAAUACGUACAAUGAAAACUCAAACAUCGCUCGACAUGCUUCCUGUUAAAAAUCUGGAUGCAUUGUUAAUGCAAACGUAUGGCCCGAAUUUUCGAAUAUACGAUGUGGAAUGGAGUCAUUUAACAGAUCCGGGAGAAAAUUUUGGUAGUAUAAUACUGGCCGUUAAUAUCAACGCCGAGAAUGAUAAGCAGCGAACUCUAAAUGUGGUUGUCAAAUUGCCGCCGAAAUCGGCGUAUUUGAUAGAAUUGUUCGACAGCCCGGCAUCGUUUAAGAAGGAACUGGAAUUUUACAGCAUGGUGGCACCGGAAUUUCUAAAGUUGCAAAACGAAAGCGGGAUCUCUCGGGAGGCCCUAAGCGUCAUCGUGCCGCAAUAUUUAGGUGGCAGAUUAGGUUUACGAGAUCCGCAGUGUUUCGACGAGCAUGCUGCCAUCGUUUUAGAAAAUCUGAAGAGUCACAAUUACAUAACGCAAGACCGCAUCGUAGGUCUGGACAAGGUGCACAUGGAUUUCGCGAUCAGCCAUUUAGCCAAGCUGCAUGCUAUAACGAUCGGUCUGAAGCUCAAGAAACCCGAAUUCUUCAAGAAAACGGUGCUACCCGUUUUGGAGUUCGACGUAAAUGAGGCCGCGAUAAAAGGGACGACAGAUAUGAUACAGAAGGCGCACAACGAUUAUAAAAGUAUAAGGGAAGCGGAAGGUUAUCUGGACAGAAUCGAGAAGACAAUCGAAUAUGGAUUUGCAUACAACGUAACGCCGGAAGAACCGUGGGCGACGCUGGUGCACAACGAUUUCUGGGUGAAUAACAUGAUGUUCCAGUACGACGAGUCAGACAAGCCGAUCAAUAUGAAAAUUGUGGACUUCCAAUUGACGGUCUACAACUACGGUGUGAACGAUCUUAUAUUUUUCCUUGUAUCGAGUGCCCAGAAGGAAGUGCUCGAUAAUUAUCUCGACGAUAUGAUCGACUUUUAUUACGACUCCUUCAUAGAGAGCUUGAAGUCGCUAAGUGUAGACACAAAGGCAUUUCCCAAAGGUCAAUUUAUGGAGCAAUUGAAUAAAUGCGCGCCCGUCAAAUUUAAUCAGUGCAUCAUGAUGGUGCAAGUAAUACAAGCGGCGCGUGGUACUGUUUCGGAAACGGCGAAUGAAUCGGCUAACGAAUGCGUUUUCGCAGGUGGGAUCGAUGAUGAUAAUUACAAGCAAAAAAUGUUGCACGUCUUGUCUACAUUUGAUCGAAAGGGAUGGCUCGUGAAUUGAUUACGUAAACCUUUAUCCGUAACAAAUCAAUCCUUUGGAAAAAAAGAGAAGAAUCUUUGUUGGAAAAAAGAUUCUUCUCAUUUCUUUAUAUGUAUAAAUAAUUACUACAAAGAAAAUAUUGAUAGGUAGCUUUACCGAUAGGAUCGUUAAAAUUUUAUGUGAACAUGACAAAAGUUCUCAGACAAUAUUAGAUAAUAUCAAAUGAAGACAAUAUUAGAUAAUAUUAUAUAAUAAGAACCAAAGUUAAUGAAGGAUAAUUAAUUUUAUUAAAUCAAUAAUUGUUAAAUAAGACGAAUGAAUCAAUUCUGAGCAGAAUCGUAAGGUUCGUAACUUGUAAGACUUUCUCGUAAGACUUGUAAGAACUAAUGAUUAGAAUAAUAUAUUCUGUGCUGUAAGACGUAUACUUCAUAAAUAUGAUUUCUCGUAAAUCUUACGGCUAGCAAAAAGCUAUAAAAAUGAUAUUGCACAAAGUUAUAAGCAUUCAGUCAUAAAUUCUUACAAGUCUUACGAGAACAAGUCUUAAAUUCUGCUUAGAAUUGGCCCAUAAAUCUUAUGAAAUACUAACAAUAUGAAAUUUAUCUGUCACAACGUGACUGGUAUUUUUAAAGACAUUUUUAAAGACAUUUUUAAAUAUUAUUUAAUAAUAUAAAUUUUAUAAUUUUUAAACCAUAUUUUUAAAGACAUAACAAACAAGUAGUUUUUAGUGUAAAUAGUACACACACAAUGUACGUAGGCUCUUAAUUUAAUUUUCUAACAUGAGAACGUUAUCAACGUUUAUAUUUCUCGUGUUUGUAAAAAUAUUUAUAUUCUUAAUAAUAAUAAGUUCCAUAUGCAUCACUUACGAAACAAAGUAGAGAAAUUAAUGAUUUUUGUGUAAAUAUUGUAAAUUACAAAGCAAUGUUUUAUGAGUACAAACAUGACUAUCAAUAAAUAAAAUUUAUAAUAUGUACAAUGAAA